GGGCCGCACUUCCCUUCCCCUUGACCUCCUCUCUGCCUGCCACCCCCGCGCCGCCCGGCCCGCCCGGGCCCUUGGGCACCACAGCGCUGCUCUGCGACAGCCAGUUUUGGGUGCAGCCGCCGCCACGCGAGCACGCACGCACUUCCGCUCCGCCGCGCCCUCGAGUGAGCCCAGCAGAGCCUCAGCACCCCGUGUCCACCCGCGUGCAGUCACACCCACCUACCUGUUGAGUGCCGCGCAUUAUUUUGAAUCUGCGCGCGCCUGUCCUCUCGCUUUGGACCAAUCGUGAGACGCAUCUCGUCCUGGGGGCGGCCAAUCAGGAAGAAGCCUCGCGCCCACCGCGGGCCCGCUCUCCAGUUGGAAGCGGCUAGAAGCGGAUUUACCUCGGCUUGUCCCGGCGCGAGGCUCGACCAGGCGCUGUCCAUGUGAGGCCCGCGGCAGUCGCACGAGUCGCACCCACGGCACCAUGUCGCGCGCACCCGCACCCCGCACACCGCUGCCGCAGCUGCCGCAGCUGCCGCAGCUGCCGCAGCUGCACCUCGGCCGCUGGCUGCUGCUGCUGGCGCUCCUGGCGCUGGCCGCCGCGCUCCCGCUCGAGGGCCAGCCCCCGCGCCGCCGCCCGCAGGGCGCGCCGUCCAACCACAGCCGCAUCCUCAUCAUCGGCGCGGGGGCGGCUGGCUACGCGGCCGCCGCCCGCCUCAUGGAGAACAACGUCUUCGACCUGACGGUCCUGGAGGCCGAGCCGCGCAUCGGCGGCCGCGUCAACACGGUGCGCUUCGCGGAGAACAUCGUGGACCUGGGCGCCGAGUGGGUGCACGGCGAGGUGGGCAACGUCGUCUACGAGAUGGCCGGGCCGCUCGAGCUGCUCGAGCACCAGGGCAGGAUCUCCAAAUCGGCGGCGCAGUACGUGUGGAGCGGCGGCGCCCUCGCCGACCAGGACGACGUCGACAUGCUCUUCAACCUCACGGAGGAGAUCCGGGACACCCACACCGACAGCUGGGGCUCCCAGCUGGCCAACUACACCGGAUCGUACGGCGAGUGGUUCCUGGAGCAGUGAGUACAGUGUUGGUGUGCCUGUGU
Messenger RNA from Frankliniella occidentalis (western flower thrips), 1080 nucleotides. RefSeq names its product spermine oxidase-like. The coding region runs from base 467 to 1057 and encodes 196 amino acids. Gene Ontology annotation, molecular function: polyamine oxidase activity. The transcript is spliced from 4 exons. Lineage: Eukaryota; Metazoa; Arthropoda; Insecta; Thysanoptera; Thripidae. The record is from RefSeq and is a predicted model, not a curated record.